Impatiens glandulifera is the source of this 3762-nucleotide messenger RNA. RefSeq lists its product as uncharacterized. Lineage: Eukaryota; Viridiplantae; Streptophyta; Magnoliopsida; Ericales; Balsaminaceae. The transcript has 9 exons. The coding region runs from base 87 to 3125 and encodes 1012 amino acids. The record is from RefSeq and is a predicted model, not a curated record.
CCCCAUGAAACCCACUUGCGCGCUUCGGACCCAAAAGUUACCCGCCGGUCCCUCAGAUAAAGAGAGAGAGAGCUCCUCCGGCGACAAUGGCCGACACAAGAAUGAACGACGAUGAAUGGUUCGGGGACUUCAAAUUCGCAUCUUCCCUCAAUCAAUCCCCUACCCAAUUGAACCAGAUCAACGGCCGACACGCCGAUGCCGACGACGAUGAUGAUGACGAAUGGGGCGAUUUUGUUGAGUUCCCUCUCCGAUCUGAGGUCUCCGGCGGACUCUCUCACGCUCAAUCUCCUUCAACUAUCUCCAAACCCAUCGACUUUGGUUUCUCUACAGAUCCCACAACCCAACAUCCAGAAUUCGUGGCAAGUCCGACGCAAUCGGCUCAGUGGGUUAAACCAAAAGGAGCUUUGCCUCUAUCAUUAUUUGGUGAUGCAGAUGAAGAUGAAGAUAAAGAGAAAGAGGAGAAUGUAAGUGUACUGAGUCAAUCUGGCCUAGGAGCCAAUGAUACUUCUGCUGAUAAAAACUUAGGUAACCUUAAAUAUAGUUUUAGUAAGUGGACGGGUGUAUCUGUUAACAACGUUCUUGAUAAUCUAUACAAUCAGAAUCAGCAGAUCAAUGUUAAUAUUUCAAAUGGUGAACAUGAAAAUCCGCCUAAAGCUAACGGUUUUGUGCCAAGUUCUAGUGGGUUAGACCCAAACCCAGGUCCUUUCCAUACGAAUGGGGGGAUUGCCAAUUUAAAUGGAUCAAAUGUGAACAUGAAUGAGAUGCAUCUAAAUCCAAGUGCAGAAAGUUCAAAUAUGAAUGGUUUAAUCUCAAAUUCGAGUGAAUUAAAUUCACACAUGGAGGAAUUGACUCCAAAGGCUGGUGUUCACAGUACAAAACCUCAAUCCGGUCAUCCUACUUCAGGUCAGUCAGAUGCAGUGGUGGAUUUAUUUGCCAGAGAUGGAGUUAGUCAGAUUUCAGAAACUACUGGGCAUUCUAGGACAAAAAGUGAUUCCAGUACCACUUUAGGUCUGUCGGAUUCAAUGGUGGAUUUAUUUGCAAGAGAUGGUAGUAGUCAGAUUUCAGAUGUUACUGGCCUUUCUAGAACUAAAAGUGAAUCAAGUACCACUUUAGGUCAGUUUGGUUCAAUUGGGGAUUUAUUUGCUAGAGAUGGUAGUAGUAGUCAGAUUUCAGAUGUUUUUCCUGAUCCAAAUGGAUUGAACUCGUCUUGGGGAGAGUUCCAUGGGCAUUCUUCUCCAAACGCUUCCGUCUCGAAUACACCUAUGUUUGAGUUUCCUUAUACAACUGGUGGACUUGAUAAGAUUGAUGGCGAUGAUGAUGACAAUGAGGGAUGGGAAUUCAAGGAUGCAUUCUCAGAAGAGAAAAUUGGACAAUUAGAUGGAAAGGUUUUUCAUGGAGUACAAGAAAACUCAGAGCCAACUGUCUCAUCAUCUGGAUAUUCAUAUGAUUUCAGCAAUGGACAUCCAGCAUCAAAUGAAGGGAACUCUGGUUCUAUUUUUGAGUUUACCGAGCUUCAAAAUGAUCUUAGCUCAGAUCUUCACGAGGAAACCAAACAGGAUCUUAAUUUUGACCCACUUGUAACGAGCUUUGACGCUAAUGAAUCUUUUGGAGAGUUCACUAGUGUCGCUGAAGGAACUAUGUCAAAGAAGGAAAGCUCAGAGGAUAAAAAUCAAUCUUCGUCUAGUACUGGUGGAAUGAUUUUUGAAGAAAGAGCCCAAGAAAGCAUUUUGAAACCAGUGAAAUUUACUGAAGCACUUCCAUUGUCCAUCUUUGGUGAAGAAGAGCUUGAAGCUGAUAAUAGAUUGAAUGCACAAGAUGCUUUACCAUAUAGCCCUUCCUACAAAAGACAUGACAAGCAUAGUCAGGAUUCAAAAAUAUCCAUCAAGGAUCUUUUAUCAAACUUGUAUAGUCAGUCUGAGCAAAAUUCUCCUGUUAGCCAUGUAGCUUAUGAAAACGGAGUUAACUCAUCCCAUUUUAUGCCUAGUCCUUUAAACGGUGAUGUUGUUGAUGAUGAUGAUGAUUUUGAUAAUGCUUCUUGGGAAUUUAAAGAUGCUUCUAAUUUGAUGAGAGUGGAAGAGCAGACUUCUCAUCUUGAUUCAGGAAACACAAACAAAGAGAUUUCUGCUGAAGUAAAGACAAGUUCUUUGGUGGAAUUUUAUAGCAAACUUAAAGUGGAAUUGCUCCAUAUUUGCGGGUCUCAUCUUGAGAAUCUUAAGAACUCCCGAAGUAGUGUUGCACUUUCUGUAGAAGAUGCUAAAGCAGUAGCUCUUGAUGAGGAGAUCCAGAAGGCAAGUGAAGAACUUCACAAUUUGGGGUUGCUUCCUGGCUAUGCCUACCAAGAAGAUACACCAUCUCGUGAAAUAGACCUCGAUCAGUUUAUUGAUGUUCUCCGUGAAGAAGAAUUCCAAGUGCUGGAAUCAGAAUAUCAACUAUCAAGAAGACUGAAACUAGCAGAUAAUGAUUUGAAAGCAGCAGUUGAAAUCUUGAAGCAUGUGACAUCAAUGCUAAAAAUUUUGACUUUGGCAUCAACUGAGGAACAACAUUUGUACGUCUCUAUAUGGUUGAAGGUGAUUUCUUCCUGUGUUCAGGAACUGAGACAUGCUUCUCGAAUCUGGAAGCAAUCAUUAGAUAAGAAUAUUCACGAGCAGAUACUCUCUGAACCUCAAGGCAAGCUUUAUAUUCUUGCCCUGGGUGAGGUUUAUAGAGUUGCAGUAACUAUUGGAGCCUCAGCAAAGCUAUACAAACCAUGGAUACUCUUUAGUUGUGCAAAUUCAACAACAUUCUAUGCUACCCUACAAGAAUGUGAUGAUCUAUGGUCCAGUUCGAAGCUUCAGGAAGCCCUUCAGAAUAUUUCUGAUCCUAUUCAAUUUGAAUGUCAUGGCACUGUCAAGUCACUAUUGGAGUGCACACAGUAUAUCCAGGAAGUUGAUGCUAUUGUUCUUGAGGAUUAUUUGUUCAAUCAACAUGAUCCCAUUUGUCAGUUGUCGGCUCUACCUGCAGGAUCUAUUCCGGACAUGAAAUUGGUGUUAUGGAAUAACAACACCUUCUUUCUCAAGCUUGCGAAUUUAUGGGCAAAUCUCAUUUGUUGUGACCCUCCAAUAAUGCCACAUUUGAGAGUUGGUUGAUAAUGGCUGGAAUUCUUGCUGGAGAUUUUAUUUGAAAACCCUAGUUUGUUGGGUAUGGAAAUUGCUGUAAGAGAACACGAGGAUGAACUAUGGUUCUGAACUUGAAAGAAAAAGCCAGUUGGAGGGAGUCAGUUGGCUGUCCAACUCAAGAAGCUGAUAUACAGUGUUCAAUGCAAUCUGCUUGGUUUUGAUCAGGCAAGUUUCAGAAUUGAUUUUUUCUUUUCUUUUCUAUUUUUCUAUAUUGUUGUGUAUUCUUUCUAGAUAGCAUUGUGAAUUGUGUCUGCUAAGGUUGUAUGCUUAUUAUCAUUUGUUUUGUUGUAGAAGUUGAGGACAUAAUGGAAUGUAAUCAAUUCCCAUUUUACCAGAUACAUAGGAGGGAGGUAAAUAAACAUGAUUGUCCUCCCUCAAAAAAAAAAAGUCCCCGACCAUCGUUCUUUUGUGCUUGGACUAUUUUGAAACCAAAAUGUUUUUUCCAAAAAAUGCUUGAGGUUAACGCAAAUGUGUUUGCAGUUCCUGGAAAACUGUUUUUCCUUCAAGGAAGGGAUGGAUUUCUGAUUUGAUUGCUUAGGGAAAUAUUAUUGUACAGCUUCUUGAACCCAGAAGACCAUUAUUGCUUGUAAAGUUUUUAUGUUGUUAA